Molecule: messenger RNA, 1524 nt
Organism: Ectocarpus siliculosus
Lineage: Eukaryota; Phaeophyceae; Ectocarpales; Ectocarpaceae
Source: the annotation of a GenBank genome assembly
AUGUCGUCUUCAGCGCCUGCCUCUCCCUGUGGCAACCACAACGGGCAGCAGCAGGGUAGGGUUGUACACGGCGGCCUCUCGGAAUCGGACACCGAUGAUGACAACUCGCUUGGUUCGGUGCCGCGAUCGAGCAACGCCGGCUCGCCUCCCGGCGGAGGCACGACGCCGAAGCUCCGGAGAAAGCUGAGCAAAAGGAGCCUGUUCCGACGAAGGAAGUCCAAGGUGGACCCUCUAGGCUCCUCCGGUUCGAAAGGAAAUGCGGCGGCGGCGGCGGCAGACGGCAGCAGUCCCGCCGACGGCAACAGGCCGGCGGCCUCCCUGCACGUCCCGGCGAGGAGAGGCCUAUUCCGCAGGCGUCGCAGCAACGGCCACCACCACAACGGAGACGGAGCAGGAGGGCAACCCCGCCCCCUCUUGAGGACGUCCUCCGGCGGCGGCGGCGGCGUAGGCCUCUCCCUCUCCGACACGGAAUCUCGACCCCGCGCUACGAUAGCGGUCUGCGGCGGCGGAGGCAUCAGCAGCACCAGCGCACACAGCGGCGUGCGCGCCCGCGGUAGUCCGGAAGGCGGUGGGCUGUUGAGCAAGAGCGACCUCUCGAGGACCGGGGCGGGUGGGGGGUGGGGGGGGGCACUCGCUAGCGGAGGUGGCGGCAGGGAGUCGCCGCCUUCGUCGGUGUACCCGGCUCCGCAACCGCUGCACCGUAUCAGGUCCAGCGGGGACGAUGGGAUGGGGCUGUCGCAGGACCCUAACUUUUUCCCGCCGAUUCCUCUCUCUGAGGACGGGUGCUCGGAGAAGCCUAGCUCGAGAGGGGAGGUUCGGUUCGGCGACUUCAUCCGCUUGUGGUGCUACAGCAACUACGCCGACAAGGCGGGCUAUGUGGGGUACCUCCGAAGGACGUCUAGAAAGCGAAACUCGGUCGGGAAGGGCGAACUCUUUGUUCUCCCUCCGGUGCCGGCGAGCCCUUACUCGGACGGUCGCCUGCACGGGAGGCUCGGCCCUUCUCUCUUCGGCAACGGCGGGCACAUGCGGCUGAAGCUGUGCAAGACCCCCAAGCCGCCCCCAGAAAGCAGUCGGCCGGUGCGGUCAUCGCCGACCCCGGCCUCCCCGGUGCAGGAUGGGGGAGCGGGAAGGGAGGGGGAAGACGCGGCGGCCGCGAUCCUGUACGGGGACAGCUGCGAGAUGGUGGCCAAGAAAGUCAGACCACAUCGAGAAGGCGUAGUCCGUGCACCGGUUACCCACUUCCGUCGAAGACAUCAGAUCCAGCUGGGGGGAUACCUCAGGAGCGAUGGGAAGGGUUAUGCCUGCGCCUUCACGAUACACCACGCACCGCCUAGGGUUUCCAUGGUGUCGGUGUACUCAUUCUCCGCCGAUGGCACAGUGGCUGACACGCAUACCCACUACAAGAUUCCUUGGAACCAGGUGAAAAAAUACAGGGGAUUGUGUUGCUGUUGUUUGGUGGAUUGUUGUUGGUCGUUUUCGUGUGGUGACGGUCUUAUGGAGCCAGGUGCACUGGACGUGGGAUGA